ACUCCUUCAUCUUUCUUUUCCUCGAGCACUUGAUCUCCACUCAUGUUUGUGCGGUACCGGCCGUCGUACUUCGGCCAUAAUGCAGCUUCUGAAGGGUCUCUCCGGACUAUUAUCGGUCGCCGAAGCUGGCGUAUAAAACUAACGGGACCUGAAUCGUAUCUGUGAUAAGACCACUUGCGACUCUCGCGCGGCGGGCUAGUUCUUCUUGCAGGCGUCCUUCUUGUCACCUGAAGCCAUGGUCUUCCACAUCUACGUCGGGUCGUACACAAACGAGAUUUACACCCUCGCUUUUGAUCCCGAUGUCCCGUCGCUCACGCUGGUCUCGACACUAACCGUCGGGUUUCAUCCUUCUUGGCUAACCCGACAUCCCAAAGAUGCGUCCGUUGUCUUCGCGGGAUUGGAGCAGGCCGAUGGCAAGAUCGCCGCCGUCAAGUUUGACGACAAGGGACAUGGAACGCUGCUCGGAUCCGUGUCGAGCGGAGGAGGCUCGCCAUGCACGCUUGUUGCGACAGACUCUGAGCUACUCAUCGGAAACUACGAGACGGGCACGUUCGCCGCCAUCCCUCUGUCACCGGAAGCGCCUCAUUUGAAUGAAUCUGGACUCGCCUUGUUGUCGUUUUCUGGAACGGGACCUAACAAGGAACGCCAGGAGGGAUCGCAUCUCCACCAAGUCGUCAUCCAUCCUGAUCACCAAGAAUUACUCAUACCAGAUCUCGGCGCGGAUAAAACGUGGAGAUUGGCGAAGGACGGUGGUGGGAGAUGGUCCUCGAAGGGUCACGUACAAUACAAGGCUGGCAGCGGGCCCAGACACAUUGCAUUCUACAACGACGUCCUUUAUACGCUCCUAGAACUCACGAGCGAGCUAUCGGCACAUCAGUUCCCUUCCCUACCCGCGGAGCCGAAGCUACUGGCAAGCGUGCCCACAAUGUCCAAUUUUCCGGGUCUGCCGAGCGAGUUAGGCAUGCUCGCCGCCGAGAUCCUCAUUCCGCCUCCGAAUGCGACGUAUCCCACUCCCUACCUGUACGUUUCGAACCGCAACGACCCCUCGCCCGAGGGCGACGUGAUCGCCAUCUUCUCAGUCGCAGACCCCGCGAAGCUUGCGCCCGCAGCAGAGGUGCGGUCGGGCUUGAACCAUUUGCGUGGCAUGGUUCUCGGUGGAGAGCACGACAAGUACUUAGUCGCCGGCGGGGUUUUUGGCGGCGGUGUGAAGGUCUUCCUGCGGACGGACGGCGGCAAAGGACUGAAGGAGCUUGCCUCGGUAGACUUAAAGGCACCGACAGCGUUCUUGUGGGCGUGAAGAGGUGCAUGUGACGGCGGCAUUUAUUGGUUCUGAUCCAGUGCGCGUUCCGUAAUGAUUUCUUGGCUACGACACCUUCCAUACACAGGAAUGAUAUUGGCGAUGCUGAAUAGACUCUGCUAUCUAGUCUGCCGUCACCUCCAGCAACUGUUGCACACUGACAGAAAUGAGGUGCGCAAGUGAACU
Molecule: messenger RNA, 1483 nt
Organism: Phanerochaete carnosa HHB-10118-sp
Lineage: Eukaryota; Fungi; Basidiomycota; Agaricomycetes; Polyporales; Phanerochaetaceae
Exons: 3
Coding region: 236-1297 (353 amino acids)
Molecular function (GO): protein binding; 6-phosphogluconolactonase activity
Source: RefSeq, a predicted model, not a curated record